AUGGGCUGGUUCGGCGGCAGCAGCCAGAAGGAGGGCAUCGAGCCGGGACAGGCGCCGACGCGCGCGCAGCGCAAGCUCUGCUGGGAGAACCGCGAUGCGUACUUUGCCUGUCUGGACCAGAACGGCAUCAUGCAGGCUGACGACGGCGAGCUCGGCGACAAAGCCGGCGUCUGCAAGGACUUCCGUAAGGCGUACGAGGGGGCUUGUGGAAAGUCUUGGCGUCGCGUGCUUGAGAUCCGGUCGCAGAAGACGCUCGAGGCUGCGGCCGCACAGCGUGGCGAAGCCGCCCCUCCCCGGAAAUAA
This is a messenger RNA of Trichosporon asahii var. asahii CBS 2479, 303 nucleotides long. RefSeq lists its product as uncharacterized. The record is from RefSeq and is a predicted model, not a curated record. Lineage: Eukaryota; Fungi; Basidiomycota; Tremellomycetes; Trichosporonales; Trichosporonaceae. The coding region runs from base 1 to 303 and encodes 100 amino acids. The transcript is spliced from 2 exons. Gene Ontology annotation, cellular component: respiratory chain complex IV; mitochondrion.